This is a messenger RNA of Oryzias latipes (Japanese medaka), 1770 nucleotides long. Its product is annotated as clathrin heavy chain linker domain-containing protein 1. The record is from RefSeq and is a predicted model, not a curated record. Lineage: Eukaryota; Metazoa; Chordata; Actinopteri; Beloniformes; Adrianichthyidae.
AUUUCGGAGCGUUAACAGAGAAGGAGUGAAUGAGUUAACAAAUCAACAUAAAGCGUAACCAUGGUGAUGCAAGUAUUUGUCUUUUGGCUUUCAGAAGAAAGGCUGUCAGCUCGUGUAAAAGUUAUAGAAUCUUAACAUGUCCAGACAAUUACAAAGUUUAUCAAGAAAAAAGGAAAAAUGAAAUCUACAGUUAUUAGUGUUCCGUGCGAGGACGACAAGCUGCUUUUAGCAUCUCUGUAUGACUUUAUUGACCGUGAGAAACAGUACCUGGGGUGUCCAGCAGAGGGCCCCGACGAGCUACGUUACUUGGUCUACCGCACCGUUUUCUGCAAGGUGAUUGAUCGAGCCUUAGCCUGCAGAAGAGUCCUGCUGAUCAUAAAGGCGGAGUACGACAACACCAUCCAGGAGCUGAAGAGGAGGGAAGGUGAAGCCAGGGCAGCACGCCGAAGAGUGGCGGCAGCAGCGACCCACGCUCACUCUCUGACCGUCUGUGAGACUCGAGCCGCUCAGCUCAGAGACAGGAUCUCCAUCCUUCAGACACAAACAGCAGAACUUCAGGAGAGCAGCAGAAGGAAGUCCUAUGAGGAUUUGAGGUCAUGGAUGUCAGGUUUGACAGAAGCUCAGCCUGAGGAUCUGGACUGGCACCUGCAGGACCUGCAGACCCGCAAAGCUGCUCUUCUGGACACGAAGAGUCUGAGCGUUCCUCUUGAGGUCCAAACCAGGCUGGAGGCGGAGCUGCAGGAAGCCCAGCGCCGCCGAGACCGCCUGAGAGCCGACAACGUCCAGCUGAGGCUGCUACAUAAACGGUUGAAAUUUGCGAGCGAUCGCUUAAAAUGCUGGACGGAUGAGGGUCAAGUGGUUCCUCUGGAGGAACUUCUAGUUUCCACAAUGAAGAGCAUCAGCUCAGACCUUCUCCAUGAAGCAGAAGAUGACGCCUGCAGCAUCGCCACUGAGCUGCAGGAGGACAAAGAGCAGAGAGUGGACGAUUACCUGCUCAGGUUCCUUCAGCUCUUUGAUUCGGGUCAGUACAAAGAUGCAGCUCUUCAUGCUGCAAGAUCUCCAGGAGGAAUCCUGAGGAACCUGGAUGUCAUGGAGAUGUUUGCAGGUUUGAGGGCCCCCACAGACGCGGCCCCCCCUCCACUCCUGUUCUUUCAGGCCCUGCUGGUUACUGCGGCAGCAGGCCACAGGAUGUCGUCUCCUCUGUCCCUGCAGGGCGUCCGUUGUGCCCUACAGCAUGGCAGGCUGCAGCUGGUCGUGCACGCUGUCACCCAAAACAAAGUGUCAUUCACAGAGGGACUGGGUGAUCUUCUGUCUGGGCAUGCUCAGAAGGACCAGGGCAAGGUGGACCUGUGUCUGGCAUUAGCUACCCUCAUUUAUGAGGUCUGUGGGCUCACCAGGAAAACCGCGGCGAGCAUGCGCAGGAGAGGCCUGGUCCACAACGCCGCUGAGCUCAUGCAGCAGAGCCCAGACCAGACAGCAGCCACGAGUUUGCUUAAAAACACAUCAAAAGGAAUUUAGUUGCUGCAUGAUCACCCUGAAGAAAGAUGCCACAGGAUCAGAGAUGAUCAAGUUUAAGAUAGUUCUGAGAUCAUCUCCAAAGUCAUAUACAAAACCUUAACUAUUGAAGAUAAUGUGAAAAACAAAAUUGAAGAAUAAAUUCAACAAACACUUACUUAAAGAUUUGAAGAUGUUCUUCUGUUCUUUUUGACUGUUGCACUGUUGAAUGUCAUUUUGCUGCUGCUAAAGAAUUUUCCCAUCGUAGGAUAAAUA